AUGUUCUCAAAACCAAGAAGCGAUCAUGGGAUCGCAGGAAACAGUACGGUCACAGGACCGGCGCUCUUUGUGAUCACCGCCUUUAUCUCUCUGGCACUCUACAACGGGCUGGAGUUGGUCUUAAUUAUAUUCACCAAAUUCCGGAAGCGCGCAGGCCUCUACUUCUGGGCAAUGUUUGUAGCGACGAUUGGAAUAGCCUUCAACGCAGUCGGCUACCUGCUCAAGUUCCUGCACCCUGGGGUUCCUCUGGCUUCGAGAUACGUGUACGUCACUCUGGUCAUCGUGGGAUGGUCAAGCAUGGUUACUGGGCAAAGCGUGGUGCUCUACUCUCGAUUACAUCUGCUGCUACAUAACCAGCGCAAGCUCCGGCUCAUCUUGGGGAUGAUCAUCUUUGACGCCAUCAUCUGCCACAUCCCAAUCGCCGCCUUGUUUUACCUGGUCAACUCGGAGAACCAGGAUCCAUUCAUCACACCGUACUCCAUUUAUGAGAAGUUCCAAUUGUCGGUGUUCUUCCUCCAAGAAUGUAUUAUAUCCUUCGUCUAUAUCCACGAGUCUUGGAAAUUCCUUCAGGCGCGCCACAUCGCAUUCGAAUCCAACCUCCAGCACCUUGACGGGCGGAAGAUCAUGUACUGGCUGAUAUUGAUCAACGUGGUGGUUAUGAUACUCGACAUUUCGAUCCUCGUGCUCGAGUUCUCUGGCUUCUACGACUUGCAAACAAGUUGGAAGGCGCUUGUGUAUAGCGUCAAGCUGAAACUCGAAUUCAGUAUCCUGAACAAGCUCAUCGAGGUCGUCAAGGCGCGAAACCCAGACCUCUUCGACAGUGAAGGCGUCAGAAUGGAGCUGAUCAACGGCGGGAAGCGAGCGAUUGGCAAGAGCAGCGGCGGGAAGGCCUCGGUCAGUGAUCACCAGGGGCAAUCAGAGCACCGAAGGACAGUGACGGAUAUCGAAGAGGCUUCAACGCCGGGGAAGUAUGUCAUGCGUAGUGUUGCUUCCGUGGUGACAAUCAGUCAAGAGAGGCGGCACAUGGAAAAGGAUUUCAAUUCAAGCCGGUGGCCUGCUUCUUACGGGAAAGGAGGUCCGGUCUAG
This is a messenger RNA of Diaporthe amygdali, 1086 nucleotides long. RefSeq lists its product as uncharacterized. The record is from RefSeq and is a predicted model, not a curated record. The coding region runs from base 1 to 1086 and encodes 361 amino acids. Lineage: Eukaryota; Fungi; Ascomycota; Sordariomycetes; Diaporthales; Diaporthaceae. The transcript has a single exon.